AUCCAGAACCUAAGCACCUAAGCACCUAAGCAGCGAGGAGUUUCCGGUUCGGUCCUUCCCAGUUCGCGAUUCUAAGUAUGGCAAGCAGUGUUAGCAAUUUGGCCAGCACAGUGGCCACCGCCACGGCUGCUGCCUUGGAGGACCUCCACUUCAGCCUCACGGACUACAUAGUCUUCUCUCUGAUGCUGAGCGCCUCGGCAGGAAUUGGAGUUUACUUCGGCUUCUUCUCGAAGGCCAAGAACACCACUGAAGAGUACCUGCAGGGUGGAAAGAGGAUGCCAACCCUUCCUGUAGCCAUUUCGCUUGUCUCGAGCCAGCUGUCUGGAGUGGCCAUGAUGUCCGUUCCGGCGGAGACCUACUCCUUUGGAUUCAAUAUGAUCUUCAUCGUAUGGGCCAUGGUCUUGGCUGUGCCCGUUCUUAUAUAUAUCAUUGUGCCCGUUUUCUACGAUAAUAAUGUCUCCAAUUGCUACGAGUAUCUUGAGCUGCGAUUUAGCAAGCGCACCCGACAACUGGUGACCGUCACCUUUAUCCUCAACCAAUUUCUGAUGCUUCCCGUGUACAUGUUCGUGCCUUCGCUGGCCUUCUCCCAAGUUACCGGAUACAACAUUCAUCUGAUUAACACGGUGGUCUCGUCCAUCUGCGUUUUCUACACGAUGCUCGGCGGGAUCAAGGCGGUGGUCUGGACAGAUGUGGUCCAGGGAGGCGUUAUGUUGAUCUCGGUUGUUCUUGUGGCCAUUUUGGGCACCUCGAACACAGGAGGCAUAACCAAUGUCUUGGAAAACGCCGCUGAGGGCGGCCGCUUUGACUUUAGUUUUGGCAUCGAUCCCCGCCUGCGCAUCACCUUCUUCAGUGGAAUGGUGAGCGGCCUUCUGAUGUGGACAGGUAAGCUUGGCCUUGACCAGAGCUGCGUGCAGAGGAUUGUGUCUUUGCCCUCGUAUGGCCACGCCAAGAAGUGUCUACUUAUGGCUGGCGUUGGCUUCCUACUCAUCAUGUCCUUUACCUGCUUCAUCGGAAUCAUCAUGUUUGCCUACUACUACGGAUGCGAUCCCAUUCAGGCUGGGCUGGUCAGCAAACCAGACAAGUUGAUGCCGUUCUUCAUCCAGGAUAUAAUGGGUCACAUGAUGGGCAUGCCCGGCGUCUUUAUCUCCUGCGUUUUCAGUGCCUCGCUGAGUUCCCUUUCCGCCAGUCUGAAUUCCUUUGCCGGAGUGGUUUACUUCGACUACAUCAAGCCGCGAAUCAAUCACUCGGAAGCCAAAGCCAAUGCAACCAUGAAACUGGUGAUCGUGGUCAUGGGAGCGUACUGCAUCGUUGGCGGCUUCAUCGUGCAGAACUUCAACUCCAUUAUUCAGACCAUGUGGACGAUUACCGGCAUUAAUAUGGGCGCUGUCGUGGGAGUGUUUUGCCUGGGCAUGUUUGUGCCGCGGUGCAACGCCAAGGUGGCGGUGAGUGGAAUCGCCUUCAGCUGCCUGGCGAUGCUGUGGAUCAUCAUCAAUGGCCAGAUGAACUUUAAGGCUGGGCUGAUUAAGUACGAUCCCUUGCCUAAUGGCCUGGACCAGUGCGAGGCCAAGGGUUUCGAGGUCAUCUUGAAUGCUUUCAGAAACAAGAAUGUUACCAGCAUAGGCACUACUGCGGUUCCCACGCUGGAAACUCCCAAGGAACUUACCACCGCAUUCGGCAGCAAUCGCGACUUUUCCAUCUACGACACAUCUUUCUACUGGUACAAGGUGCUGGGUGCUCUUCUAGUCUUCGCGUGGGCCAUUCCCAUGAGCUAUGUGUGGCCCUUGGACAAGGAAGAAAAGCAGAACCCCAAGCUGUACUCGCCAUUCGUCCGGAGCCUGUUGAACAAGCCAAGUCCAGUCUUGGAGCUAGAGGAGUUGCCUCUGAAGACGCCGCUUUCCGAGGAGCAAAUCAAGGAGAAGGAAAACGGCAGCGCAGCAGAAGCCUAGUAUUACCACAUCUGUACAUUUGCAUUAGAAUUUUUAAGUAUGAAUAGGAACUGGCGAAUAAGCUAAUGCUUACAGUUCUAAUGAGAUUGCUUUAAUAUUUAGCUAACGAAUAUUACUGAAAUAAAAUGACAUGUUUUUGAAUUAGACUGUAUCCAGGCAAAAGAGA
Molecule: messenger RNA, 2112 nt
Organism: Drosophila sechellia
Lineage: Eukaryota; Metazoa; Arthropoda; Insecta; Diptera; Drosophilidae
Gene: salt
Product: salty dog
Exons: 7
Coding region: 78-1946 (622 amino acids)
Biological process (GO): sodium ion transport; transmembrane transport
Cellular component (GO): membrane
Molecular function (GO): symporter activity
Source: RefSeq, a predicted model, not a curated record